Messenger RNA from Suricata suricatta (meerkat), 2193 nucleotides. RefSeq names its product R3H domain containing 4 (gene R3HDM4). The transcript has 9 exons. Gene Ontology annotation, molecular function: nucleic acid binding. The record is from RefSeq and is a predicted model, not a curated record. Lineage: Eukaryota; Metazoa; Chordata; Mammalia; Carnivora; Herpestidae. Bases 1238 to 2077 code for a protein of 279 amino acids.
ACCCCCAGGGCGCGGGCAGAUUUCUGUGUAGCCAGCGUGUUUACGCAGAAAAUCGCGCUGUCGCUGUGUGGUCCUGGUGUGUGGGGGCGAGGACUCGGCCGGCCACAGCGCUGCUGAGCCGCCUGGGCAGGUCACUGCAGCAUCCGUGCCUCAGUGUCCCCAUCUGUACAAUGAGAUAUACCAGCAGCCUCCUCCCAGAGUGCCUGGGACUGGGCGGGGUGGGGGUGGGGGUCAGUGACCCUGUGCUCGAGGUGCCGGGCGAAAGGGCACAUCCAUUCUGUGUUGUCCCAAGCGUCUCCAUAUUCCGUUUCCUUGUUUCCUUACGGCUUCGUUGUUCCCUGGCUGUGGUGUCCCGACUUCCACCUGGUGCCUGCCAGAGGCCACUCGGGUCUCCACAGGUGUGGGUACUAACCUCCUCUGAAGGGGCCUUACCCACCCAGAGUGGGUAGUAACCUGCCAGGUGGGUGCCACUGAUGAACCCCGUGUGUGCCCCCCUGGGUGUGGCCACUGCUGGGGGCCCUGGGGCCCCCGCCCAGCCUGAGUCACCGCCUGUUUGCAGCCCUCCCCCCUCGGCUUCCUGCUUCGGGAACCAGGUUCCUCUCUUGUUCCUGGGGGAGGGGGCUGGUGCCAGGGAAGGCCACUGUGGCCCAAGAGAGCAGCUGUCAAGAGGCCCCGUUUCAGAACGUGCAGGGACAGAACUGGGGGGACACGGGAGGCUGGUCUCCGCACAGCCAGGCUCACUUAGCGGCUGUCUCUCCCUUGGGCCCGCACACCUUCACUGGACACGGCAGCUUCACGUUCCCGGGGGCCUGUCGGGUCCAGGAAGCCUAAGGCACCCCAUCUGCGUCCCCAGUUUCCCUGUCUGUGAGGUGGCCUCUGUGGGCAGGUGCCAGGGACACAGGGUGGCCCCAUCCUGCUGUGUGUGCUGCGGGAAGUGAGGAUUAAGUAGCAGAUAGACAAGUGGACCAGCUGGUUCGGGACCGCGGCGGGAGGCGGGGCGGGGGGGCUGGCGCCCGGUGGCUUCUCCCAGGAGGGGACCUUUGAGCCAAGAGCAGCCGUGCCAAGAAAGUGUACUUCCGGCAGAAGGCUCAGCAAAGGCCCUGAGGUAGACUGUUCCCCGGGGGGGGGGGGUGAGGCACAGUGAAGGGGCCCCCCGGGUCUGGAGCGGAGGAGAUGAGGGGGAGAGGACGGGGUGAGGCUCUGACUGCUGAUAUGUAAGGCUCUCUUACACACCUUUAUGCUGCCGGCGUCCCUCUCCCCUCAGCCUUCAUCACAGAUCUGCUUUGCUGGGUGCCUAGGGGCUGCCGUCCCUGUCCCGCCUGCUUCUACCAUCCCCUCUUUCCUGAGUGGGGAUCCGGGCACAUGUUCCUUGUCUCCUGCUGGAAUUUGGUCGAGGCCCCUCCCGGGCUGCCUGCCCGCUCUAGCUGGCCCCCAGGUGAAGAGGCUGUCGGCAUCCAAGCGGAAGCAACACUUUAUCAACCAGGCUGUGCGGAACUCAGACCUCGUGCCCAAGGCCAAGGGGCGGAAGAGCCUGCAGCGCCUGGAGAACACCCAGUACCUUCUAACCCUGCUGGAGACAGACGGGGGCACCCCUGGGCCGGACGACGGGGACCUUGCCCCGCCCGCAGCACCCGGCAUCUUCGCAGAGGCCUGCAGCAAUGAGACCUACGUGGAGGUCUGGAACGACUUCAUGAACCGCUCGGGCGAGGAGCAGGAACGGGUGCUCCGCUACCUGGAGGAUGAGGGCAAGAGCAAGGCCCGGAGGAGGGGGCCUGGCCGCGGGGAAGACCGAAGGAGAGAGGACCCAGCCUACACACCCCGUGAGUGCUUCCAGCGCAUCAGCCGACGUCUGAGAACUGUUCUCAAGCGGAGCCGCAUCCCCAUGGAAACUCUGGAGACCUGGGAGGAGCGGCUGCUGAGGUUCUUCUCUGUGUCUCCCCAGGCCGUGUACACGGCCAUGCUGGACAACAGUUUCGAGAGGCUCCUGCUUCAUGCCAUCUGCCAGUACAUGGACCUCAUCUCAGCCAGGCCGCGGGGAGAGAGGGGCCUGCGUGGGCAUCCGGGGACCCCGAGAUGAGAUGCAGCCCCCCUCCACUGUGCCGCCCAGGUGCCGACCUGGAAGGGAAGAGGCAGAUGAAAGUCAGCAAUCGUCACCUGGACUUCCUGCCACCGGGGCUGCUCCUGUCUGCGUAC